This is a messenger RNA of Xenopus tropicalis (tropical clawed frog), 2789 nucleotides long. RefSeq lists its product as uncharacterized. The coding region runs from base 179 to 2446 and encodes 755 amino acids. The transcript is spliced from 6 exons. NCBI's taxonomy places the organism in Eukaryota, Metazoa, Chordata, Amphibia, Anura, Pipidae. The record is from RefSeq and is a predicted model, not a curated record.
CACCUGCCCCAUUCCCAUGUCACCGUUAUCAUCACAUUAGGAUCAUAUUUUAUACUAAUGUUGGAUACUGGAUCAGCUGGCAAACACAAUAGGAACAGAGGGAGAGAUAAGGCCUUGUAUAUAAGGAUGGCCCAGAAGGCUCAGCCCACAGAACCAGGGAACCUACAGAGGAACCACAAUGGCAAAACUCUUUGUGAUUGUCAUUUUUAUAGGGAUUCUUGCAAAAGGAGGGGCUCAGAGAAGAUUUCUAACAGCUUUUAUGGACAUGAAACACUGGACGCCAUCAACAAAGCUUGAACUCUACCUGGUGACUUAUGAUAAGCCAGCGACUGUGGCAGUGACUGUAGCAGAGCCAUUAUUCAAUAAGACUGUAGCCAUUGAAAGUGAUAGUUAUGGCUUGGUGACCCUAGACUAUCAGUACAUGAUCUCUGAGAGUGAGAAGAAGGCAUCUUCCAAAAUGGUGCUGGUCACUUCCAGUGAAGACAUUUCAGUUUUUGCCUUUUACAUAGACGGUGAAACCUCUGACGCCAUGGCCUGUCUACCACAAGAGGAUCUGGGGAUGGAAUAUUAUAUAUUUACUCCAGGGGGGAGGCAGGGUAACCAGUUUGCUAUUGCCAACGGUUUAGAAGAAGUAGUAUCGGUGAGUGUCACCGUCUCAGGGCUCAUUGAGUUUAAUGGGAUUCAGUACAGAGACCGGGACUCUUUCUCCUUCUCCCUCGAGUCCCAGCAGAUUAUUCAGUUCCAAAGUCAAUAUGAUAUAACAGGCACCGGAAUUACAGCCAGUGCCCCCGUGGCUGUUUUCAGUGGCAACAAGUGUUUUGCUGGCAUCGGCGUAGCUUGUGACAUCGUAGUGGACCAGUUGUACCCCGUGAAGAACUGGGGGGAACAUUUUGCUGCAUUUCCCUUGUUAAAGCACCACCAAGAUUUCAUAGAUAUAAUAGCAGCUAAUGCAAAUACAGUGGUAAAUGUUGAUGAAGCCAAUGCAACCACUGAGUACAUUCUACACCAAGGAUCCCACGUAAGACUCACUUUAUCCGACGCCAUUCUUGUGGAUUCCAGCAAACCUGUUAUGAUGUCGUAUGUCCUCCAAGACAGCAAGCCUAAUGGAUAUGUUGAUCGUUACGACCCAUUUUUUACUUCCGUUCCAUCCUUGGAGCCGACAAGGAAAUACUACAAGUUUAUAACUCAUGGGUUUUAUUUUAACUUCCUUCUCAUUGUAUCCAACGCAUCGUCAGUAUCAGAAUUCUACCUUGAUCACCAGCCCCUCAGUCAGUAUAAUGUGUCCACCCUCGAGUUACAUGGAGUUAAUGGCUUUGAAGUCGCAUUGGGUAAAGUGGGCGGGCAGCAUGAAAUAUACCAUGAAUCCUCAACCUUCACCAUCUAUGUUUAUGGGAUUGAAGCUUAUCGUUCUUAUGGAUAUCCGCUGGGCCAAGAAACAACAUAUCCAGACCCACCAUCUCCAAAGCCAACGUUGGAACCUGAAAGUUCCCCUUUGCUGCAAUGUUCUACCAAUGGCGCUGAGUACCACUUGCCCAUGAAGGUGCUGUAUGAGGCUGGCUUGUCUGUCAAUGAUAUUCACCUUGAAGACCCUCUGUGUCAGGCAGAGCAGGAUGGGAAUUUUGCAGUUAUUAAAGUACCCUUGAGUGGCUGUGGAACCAGCAUUCUGAACAAAGAAGGGCAGAUAGUGUAUAUAAACACUGUCUAUGGGACUGUGCCGAGGACCAGUAUCCAUCGUAUUGAAGCCCCAGUGAGCUGUGAAAUGAAGAGGGAGGAGAACCUACGUCUGAAUUUUAACCCCAAAGUGACUGAUGUGGUGUCCCGAGGCCACUAUAACAUCUCGCUGAAGUUUUAUCACAGUGAUGCCUUCGCUGCACCCAUAACUGACUUCCCUUACGAGAUGAGCCUCCCCAGCAAGCUCUACGUGGAGUUUAAAGUGGAAUCUGUGGAUAAAGAGCUCCAGCUGCUGACAGAGGACUGCAAGUGCUCCCCGUCCUUAGAAGAUACAGGGAACUCCUACACUCUCAUUCAGCAUGGCUGUUUCCAGGACUUCACCCUGCAGGAGCACCCGGUGUUGGACCACAGAGAGCAACGAUUUAGCUUCCACGCUUUCAAAUUCGACAAGUCGGAGGAGGUGUUUGUGGCCUGUAGGGUUAUCAUCUGCCAUAACAGCACUUACCCCAACCGCUGCACUCAGGGCUGCGCCGGGCACAGGCACAAACGGGAUGUUUUUGGCUCUAAAGUCCAUAUGGAUUGGGCGAGGCUUUCCCAGGGCCCUGUUGUAUUCACACACGGAGGGACCCCCAACUUGAGUGACCGGACCUUCUUCUCAUCAGUCUUUGUGGCCACUCUUUGUGUAUUGGGACUGCUGUGUGUGGUAGCCCUGAGGCUACAGAGGCACCAUUACUAUAGGCAAGGGUACUCACUGGUGCAGUGCGACAGGGACUGACUCCCUUAGAAAGAAGCCAUUUACUCAGCCAGGCCUAGAGGGCAAUAAGUGGUGUAUAACUGCCAGCUUUGUAAGAGAGUAGAACUGAAUGCAGGAGCAGGAUGUGUAAAUGAAGUGUAAAUGAAGGAAUUAAUGUUGGGCUCUUGGAACAUAAUAAAAAUCUGCAGAAUAAUCAAAAACCAGGGCAGUUAGACUGAAGCCCCUCUGUACUUUGGUUUUUGUGCCCAUAGUGUUUGCUUUGCAAUCUUAUGUGGUCCUGCACUGCCACCUAGUGGUGCUGUGGUAGAACACAAGCAAUGGAAGUCCAGUGAGUAAAAUUCUGCUCAUAUUUGUCUAAUCCAAA